Molecule: messenger RNA, 2178 nt
Organism: Habropoda laboriosa
Lineage: Eukaryota; Metazoa; Arthropoda; Insecta; Hymenoptera; Apidae
Exons: 8
Coding region: 1-2178 (725 amino acids)
Source: RefSeq, a predicted model, not a curated record
AUGAACAUAUCAAUAACACUAAGACCUGGACCAAAUUGUGUUUCAGAAUGGGAGAAAUUGCCAAUCAUCACUCCACCAUUGGUAUCAAUAAAUCAAGACCUGAAAUGGUUUUUUCUUUUACAUACAAAUGGUUUUGGUUGCCUCUUCUUUGUACUUGCAUUUUACACAUUUUUAUCUAUUCUACACUUAAGCCGGCUUAUAUCAAACCGGCCUUUUACGUCUACAAUUAAUAUAUUUUUAUGUAUGCUUGGAACAUCAAGAGCUGUUUGCCUCUUUGUAGAUCCGUAUAAUCUUAAAGAUACCAUGCCCAAACUUUUUCAAUCCAUAGUGUGGGAUAUUGGAUUUCCAUGUGUAACAUCUGCUUUUGGCCUGAUACAAUUGGCUUUUUUGCAGUCAACUAAGCUUAAAUGUGGACCAGAAAUACUUCAGGACAAAGUCGUCCUAACUGCAGUCAUAACAUCACACUUUUUUUAUGCAGUUGUCUGUCCAUCUAUUGCUCCUACCACUUACGAAUAUUACGUGGCAAAAUGUGUGGUUCAAACAGUAUUCAUCAUCUGGAGUAUUUUUUUGUAUUUCACAGUCCUACAUGCAGGGUAUAAGAUAAUUCAUCUAUUGCAAACUGUGCCAAAUAGUGUGUCGAUGGGAGACAGUUCCAAUACACAUCAAAAAGGUAUUAUGCAACUGGCAAUGUUAGCUCCUUACAAUAACUUACCAUCAUCUGUUGUUGCUGCCUUAGUACCUACUUUGCUCAAUCCUAAAAAUAAAGAUGUAGAAUUAACAGAACCUGCGACUUUUACAACUGAUUCACAAGGGGAAGAUCGGUUUAUGGAAACAUCCAAAAAAGAGCAGCAAGUUCAAAGAGAAUGUGGGAAGUCUCCAUGUAAAAGUACGUUAUCUCAAGAUGAGAAAACAGUUCCCGUAUCAACGGUACCAGAAGUACAUGUUAGACCUCCGACACCUACCCCGUCAACAGCUAAUGUACCUAUAAUAACAGUAUCAAGUCCAAGCCGUAGAAGUUCUGUAGCUAGUAGACGGGAUAGCGAUGCGUCUAGAUCUUCUCGUAGAAAUUCCGAAUGUAGCGUUAGAUUUAUAAACGAAGAAGAUCGUUCUACAUCAGAAUAUCGACGUUAUUCCGACUUUAGCCCUAGACAUUCGCCCGAAAUUGAUAGAAGACGAUCUCCGGACGGAAUGGCGCGAAGAAAUUCUGAAAGCGUAACACCUUUGGGAAGCGUUAGAGAUUUGAGACGAUGUUCUGAUUUUUCACAUGAAAAAAACAGAAGUUCUCAAUUUGCUGCUAAAUUAAAAAGAAAUAGCGAUUUCGGGAACAGAACACCUAGGCGAAUGUUACCCCCGAACGAACAUCACAAAUUAUCAAAAGUUGUGGACUUAAGUCCCGCAGGUUCAAGACGUAAUUCGGAUGUUAGCGGUUCUACUUCUAGAACCGAGUUGCGCAGGAAUUCAGAUAUUUCUUUUCGUCGCAAUUCAGAACUCGUCCAAGUUAAACCAUUGGACUUAAAUCGCCGAAGUAGUGAUAUUAGUAUUAGAAGUUUAAGCAGAACUCCAACCCAUGGUCGUAUUACAGUCCCUGUGAAAAUGGAAAUACAAGAGAAAUCUGAAUCUGACUCGGAUCAACCUGACUGUAGUGAAAAAGCAGCUCUAAUGGCAGAAAAGGAUAAAUAUAAAGAUGAUGACGGAAGAUCACGGAAAAAGAAUUUAUCUUGGAAGAAUGAAAAAGAAAAAGAGCACGCUGAAGAUAUAACUGUUGAGACCAAUUUGCUUCCCGAGAACACUAAAUCCGAAGGAAAAGUUACGAAUAACGAUUUCAUGAUUCAUUCAAUACUAAAUCACACUGCAUACGUAAAUAGGACUAAAUCUGAUACACCCCUACAAAUGUUGGAAGCAAAUACUGCAGCAAUUAGAAGAUCAAAAAUUCCAGAAAUACCGAAUGCUACAUAUGUAACUGCAAUUUUAGGAAUUAUUCUCUGCAUUGCAGAUGUAGCACGUAUUUUUGGACCAUACGGACUUCUAGCUGAGACUGUGAAGUAUGGCACACCGCCGACGAUUUUACAAUACCCCAGACCAUUGCCCUGGUUUAUGUAUCAAAAUUUAUGCAGAAGUUUAGAACUGAUAAUGGGUUGGGCAAUGGCAAGUAUUACUAAACAGUUACUCUCAUUAUAA